AUGGAUAGGUCAUGGUUACGAGCUGAUAGAAGAACGAAAGAGUUUCAAAGAGGCGUUAAUGAUUUAUUGUUGUUUGCAUAUGGAAAUGGGUAUACCGAAGAAAAGAUUAGUUGUCCCUGCACAAGGUGCGCACAUAGUAAAUCAUGGAAAGCUCAAACAGUUAAACAUCAUCUUUUUCAAUACGGUAUCGAUCAAACUUAUACACGUUGGAUAUGGCACGGGGAGUCAAAUUUAGUAGAAAGUCCUGUACCGACUGAAACAGGAAGUACUUCAGAAUCUAUUAAUCAAUUUUCCACAGGAAUGGAUAUACCUGAGGACCAUGAAGAUGAUAUUUCUUCAGAUUAUUCAGAUUUUGUCAACCAUGUUAAAGGUGAACAUCAGCCACUUUAUCCCGGAUGUGAGAGUUACACUAAGUUAAAAGCUUUAGUUAAGUUGUACAAUUUGAAAGCGAAGCAUGGUAUGUCUGAUGCAUGCUUCUCUGAUGUUCUACUACUAAUUGGGUCUAUGCUCCCGGAAGGAAACAAUAUUCCUUCUUCCUUCACUGAAGCGAAAAAAACCUUAUGUUCAUUAGGAAUGGGGUAUGAAAAGAUACACGCAUGUCCGAAUGAUUGUUUAUUAUACCGUGGUGAGAGAGAUGAGGAUGAGACUACAUGUCGUAUAUGUAAGGCCUCUAGAUGGAAAGUGAAUCGGAAAGGAGAGGAACUGGAAGGGGUACCUGCUAAGGUUUUAUGGUAUUUUCCGUUGAUACCGAGAUUAAGAAAUUUAUUCAGUACACUGCACAUUGCAAAAGAAAUGACUUGGCAUGACACUGGGCGACAAAAGGAUGGUAAAAUGAGGCAUCCAGCUGACUCAAAAACAUGGAAGGAUGUCGACCAAAACUGGCCCGAUUUUGCAUCAGAGACCAGGAACCUUCGACUAGCUUUAUCUGCUGAUGGUUUCAAUCCCUUUCAUGGAAACCGUACUGAUCACUCAACCUGGCCUGUUUUGCUAUCAAUUUACAACCUUCCUCCCUGGCUUUGUAUGAAGAGAAGAUAUAUUAUGCUCUGUUUAUUGAUAUCAGGACCAAUUGAAUCAGGAAAUGAUAUCGACGUGUACCUUCAACCACUUAUAGAAGAUUUACAAGAGUUGUGGCGAGGGAAACAAGUGUACGACGCAUAUAAGGAAGAAUCUUUCAUACUUAGGGGCAUUUUAUUAUGGACAAUAAGUGAUUAUCCAGCCUUAGGGAACUUGUCGGGAAACGUCGUUAAAGGUUAUAAUGCUUGUACUGUAUGCAUUGAUCAAACAAAAGCUACCAGGCUUGUUAAUUACCGCAAGACGGUGGUCAUGAGGCAUCGGAGGUGGUUGCCCCGUCAUCAUCCAUAUAGAAAGCAAAAAUCAGCUUUUGAUAACACUAUAGAGAAGGAGGGGUGCUCCUAUUCCAUUAACUGGAGAGCAAGUUUUUCAAAGAGUACAACAUCUGAGGAGUCAUGUCUUUGGUAA
Molecule: messenger RNA, 1479 nt
Organism: Daucus carota subsp. sativus
Lineage: Eukaryota; Viridiplantae; Streptophyta; Magnoliopsida; Apiales; Apiaceae
Exons: 1
Coding region: 1-1479 (492 amino acids)
Source: RefSeq, a predicted model, not a curated record